Messenger RNA from Otolemur garnettii (small-eared galago), 896 nucleotides. RefSeq names its product X-ray repair cross complementing 2 (gene XRCC2). Gene Ontology annotation, molecular function: ATP-dependent DNA damage sensor activity; ATP binding; four-way junction DNA binding. Gene Ontology annotation, biological process: DNA strand invasion; double-strand break repair via homologous recombination. The transcript has 3 exons. The record is from RefSeq and is a predicted model, not a curated record. The coding region runs from base 57 to 896 and encodes 279 amino acids. Lineage: Eukaryota; Metazoa; Chordata; Mammalia; Primates; Galagidae. Gene Ontology annotation, cellular component: Rad51B-Rad51C-Rad51D-XRCC2 complex; replication fork; centrosome.
UAAAUGGCGUCGGUGGCGGGAAGAUUGAGUUUGUCGUCCUUCGAGCCUUCGGGGCGAUGAGUAGUGACUUCCAUAGGGCCGAGUCUGGGACUGAGCUCCUUGCCCGACUUGAAGGUAGAAGUUCCUUGAAAGAAAUAGAACCAAAUCUGUUUGCUGAUGAAGAUUCACCUGUGCAUGGUCAUAUUGUUGAAUUUCAUGGUCCAGAAGGAACAGGAAAAACAGAAAUGCUUUACCAUUUAACAGCACGAUGUAUACUUCCAAAGUCAGAAGGUGGGCUGGAAGCAGAAGUCUCCUUCAUUGACACAGAUCACCAUUUUGAUAUGCUUCGUCUUGUCACAGUCCUUGAACAUAGACUGUCCGAAAGCUCUGAAGAAGUCAUAAAAUGCUGCCUUGGAAGAUUUUUUUUGGCAUACUGCAAUAGUAGCACACACUUACUUCUUACACUUUAUUCACUAGAAACCUUGUUUUGUAGUCACCCCUCUCUCUGCCUUUUGAUUGUGGAUAGCCUAUCAGCCUUCUACUGGAUAGACCGUGUCAAUGGAGGAGAGAGUGUUAACUUACAGGAGUCUACUCUAAAGAAAUGUUCUCAAUUCUUAGAGAAACUUGUAAAUGAGUAUCGCUUGGUUCUUGUUGCAACAACACAAACUUUAAUGCAGAAAACCUCUAACUCACCAGAAGGGCCUUCUGCCUUUAAACGCCCAUGUGAUAUGGAUAUAGACUACAGACCCUACCUCUGUAAGGCAUGGCAGCAAGUGGUAAAGCACAGAAUAUUUUUCUCCAAACAAGAUGACUCUAACAGCAGCAACCAAUUUUCAGUGGUUUCACGUCGUUUAAAAAGUAACAAUUUAGAAAAACACUCUUUUAUUAUUGGAGAGAGUGGGGUUGAGUUUUGUUGA